UGUACUUGUGUAGAUGCAGCAAGUUAGUCAUUCGAAAAAGUCAACAGUAGGAAGACUUGAACAUCCAUGGUAAAUACUAAAUAGAGUAAACCAUGUAUUUAUAAAAGCAAUAUAGUUUUAUUGAAUUUGAAUAUUUCAAAUUUACCCAUAAAAAUUGAAGAGAAUUAAUCAAAAUUAUCAAGUAAAUACUGCAAGAAACUAAUAUAAUGAUUUAGUAGGAAGGUAAUAAUAAAUUAAUAAUUCAUGAAGAAGCACGAGAAAGAAGGAGUAUUCUCUGGAACAUUUUAGAAGUUUUCCUGAAAUUCGUUUUCUCCUACAAUUUCAUGCAAGUGCGAGAAUCAUCUUCUCACCCAUAUAAAUAAGCAUGCUCCUCCUUCACAAUUCCUCACCAAAUAUUUUCAGAGUUUUCGCAAUCGAAUAGAGAUCAAUAAAAAAUAAAAAAUUAAUUCAGACAAGCAAUUAACAUCUUUCACUUCAUAAAAAAACUGAAAUAAUGUCUCUGAUUCCAAGCUUAUUCGGCAAUGGCCGCCGGAGCCACGUGUUUGAUCCAUUUUCGUUGGACAUUUGGGAUCCAUUCUGGGGCUUCCCCACCUCCGCCGGAGAAACAACCGCCGUGGCCAACGCUCGGAUCGACUGGAAAGAAACGCCGGAGGCCCACUUUUUCAAGGUGGAUGUUCCCGGACUGAAGAAAGAGGAAGUGAAGGUUGAGGUUGAAGAUGGGAAUAUUCUUCAGAUCAGCGGAGAGAGAAGCAAGGAGAAAGAGGAGAAGAACGACAAGUGGCACCGCGUCGAGAGGAGCUCUGGCAAGUUCAUCCGCCGAUUCAGGCUGCCGGAGAAUGCGAUAUUGGAGGAGGUGAAGGCGGCGAUGGAGAAUGGUGUGCUGACUGUGACGGUGCCGAAGGAGGAGGUGAAGAAACCUGAGGUUAAGUCCAUUGAUAUCUCUGGUUAAGAAAUCUGUUUUGUGAUUUAGUGUGAUGUAAUUGGAUUCGAAAAAGUACCCAAGUUUGAAGUGUGUUUUUCAUUUUUCUACUUUA
Messenger RNA from Erythranthe guttata (spotted monkey flower), 1034 nucleotides. RefSeq names its product 18.1 kDa class I heat shock protein. The record is from RefSeq and is a predicted model, not a curated record. Lineage: Eukaryota; Viridiplantae; Streptophyta; Magnoliopsida; Lamiales; Phrymaceae.